This is a messenger RNA of Rotaria sordida, 2286 nucleotides long. The record is from the annotation of a GenBank genome assembly. NCBI's taxonomy places the organism in Eukaryota, Metazoa, Rotifera, Eurotatoria, Philodinida, Philodinidae.
AUGGGACUUACAGAUAAUGGAAAAAUUGGCACUAUUUGUAAUCGUAUAACUUCUAGAAAUCUUCUUAUUGUUGCUUUCGUAUUUCUUGGUUUACUCUCAUUUUCAUUACUUAUUACUGUUAUUGUUCAAGCACGAAAAAAUCAUGAAAUAAAUCAUGAAACAAAUAAUAAUGAAUUAUGUCUUACUCGAGGAUGUAUUUCAGCAGCAACACAUCAAUUACGUUCUAUAGAUAAUACAGUAUUAUCGAAUUUAUGUACAGAUUUUUAUACAUAUGCAUGUGGUAAUUGGAUAAAAACUCAUCCUAUUCAAUCAUUUGAUGUUGAACGAACAAUACUUGGUGAUAUAAUUGAUCGACGUAAUUUUGAAAUUGAACGUCUUCUUGAUGCACCUAUAUCACGUACAAAUGAACGAAGUUGGGAAUAUAAACUUAAAACAUAUUAUACUGAAUGUCUAGAUGAUUAUGCACGAGUACCUAAUAGUGGAACAUAUAUGAUAGGACUUAUAAAAGAUAAUGCUACAAUUGAUGGUUGGUUUAUGUUUGAUAAUAGUGUUGAAAAUGCUAGUCAAGUAGCUUUAUUAAAAAAUCAAACAUUGUAUCAACAAAUGUCUCAUAUCCAUGGAGAUUUUGGUGCUUUGGCUAUAUUUGGUAUACGUACAAGAUUUGAUGAAAAUGAUACAAGUAUAAAACGACUUGAAUUCUUUCCAGCUGGUCUAACCAUGGAAGUCAACGAUUAUGUGGGUACUGAUUCAGUAUCAAUGUCACGUCGUGCAGCUUUACAAUUAUAUAUUGUUGAAGUAGUAACUUUACUUGCUAUGGAAGCAGGAAUAAAUGAUACAAAUUUAAGUGAUCGAGCAUUUACUGUUGCUAAUGAUGUAUUUACUGUUGAAGAAUUUUUAGCUGAAAGUCUUCAACGUAAUCCUACAUCUAAUGUGCCACGAACAACAACUUUACAAGAAAUCUCAGCACAAUUUUCGUUUGAUUUUUCUAAUUUAAUGGCACAUGAAUUAGGUGAUCCAAGUGUUAUUUCAAUAUUAACACCUAUCUAUUUAUCAAAUACAAUGUAUUUCACAGAUGCAUUUGGAUAUAUGUCAAAGGAUACAGAUCCAUUAUUUGCACGAAUGAUUCAUAAUUAUCUUCGAUGGCGUCUUAUUUCGACUUAUAUUGAUGAUCUAUCAUAUGAAUAUGUUCAUGCACAUCGAUUAUAUCUUAAUGCUUAUUAUGGUCAUGCAUUACAUACAUCAAAUGAUGUUUAUUGUACACGUGAAGUUAUACGUCGAUUUCCACUUGCUAUUCAACAUUUAUAUACAAUGAAUGUAACAAGAUAUUCUAAUGCUAUUACAACAGUUCAAACAAUUUUUGAUUCAUUAAAAAAUGGAUUUAAAGAAUAUAUUAAUGAAAAUGCAAAAUGGAUGGUUGAUGAAGAAACAAAAAAUAUUGCUAGAGAAAAAAUUGAUAAAUUAACAGCAGCUAUUGGUUAUGCAACAAUUGCUUCAGAUGAUGCAUCACUUGAUAAUUAUUAUGAAAAAUUUUUUGUAAAUAAUGAUUUACAUCUUGAAAAUGCAUAUCAUUAUCAUAAUUUUCAUCGAUGGAGUUUAUCAAAUUCAUUACAAAAUCCAAAUAUACUUGAUCAUUGGGAUUAUUUUGAAACACGAACAAGUCGACUUUUUGAUUAUAUUGCUCUUUUUAAUCGUUUAUUUGUUAUUGCUAGUGGUAUGCAUGAACCACUUGUUAAUUCAGAAUGGCCAUGGCCUGUAAAUAUGGGUUCAAUUGGUGUUCUACUUGCUCAAAAACUUUUUGCUAGUAUAGAUGGUCCUGAUGGUCGAACACAUUUACCAAAUGGAACACGAUAUGAUUGGUGGCAAUCACCAACAAUUAUUGGUUAUAAUAAUAGUCGUAAUUGUAUAACUGAUUAUUAUGUACGUGAUUUAAAAACAUUAACAUAUAAUAUUAAUGGUGCUGAAAUACAAAUUCCAUUAGCUGGUGAACCAUUUUCACCAACAACACUUCGACAUAUAGGUGCACUUCGUUUUGCAUAUAAUACCUUAAUGAAAAGUAAUGAUAUAAAAUCAUUUAAAAUGCCUGGAACAAAUUUUACAAGUCAACAAACUUUUUUUCUUGCUUAUGCUCAAACACAAUGUUAUCAACGAGAAGAACUUUUACAAUUAAUACGAACACAAUUAGGUGUUUAUGAUGAAAGAACAGCAUUAAAUGCUGCUCUUAUUCAUAUGCCUGAAUUUGCUCAAGCAUUUCAAUGUCAAUCAAAAGAGAAUCAAUGUUUUGAUUAG